This is a messenger RNA of Acanthisitta chloris (rifleman), 774 nucleotides long. RefSeq names its product cerebral cavernous malformations 2 protein-like. NCBI's taxonomy places the organism in Eukaryota, Metazoa, Chordata, Aves, Passeriformes, Acanthisittidae. Gene Ontology annotation, biological process: heart morphogenesis. The record is from RefSeq and is a predicted model, not a curated record.
GCCGUGCCCAACAGGGAUGCUGGUGAAGAGUCCUGUGCACUCAUCUGCCAGGUGUUUCAGAUCAUCUAUGGGGACCAGAGCAUCGAGUGCGUGGACCGUGCUGGGUAUCACUACACCUCCACACCCACACGGCCCUGGCUCUCCAGCAGGAGUGUGACCUGCCGCACGGAUGGGACGUAUGGCUACGAUGCUGACUACAGCUGCUGCAGCUCCUUCAAUGGCUCCCACGAGACAUUUGAAGCAUACUACAGCGGCGCCUCCUCGCCCUCCUUCCACCGCUCCCACCACAAAGCCUGCAGCGGCAGCGCCCGGAGCGGUGCAGGACUAGAGCAGCUGCAGGACUACAUGGUGACGCUGCGCAACAAGCUGUCACCACAGGAGAUCCAGCAGUUUGCCCUCCUGCUCCGUGAGUACCGUCUGGGCACAGCAGUGCAGGAAUACUGCACAGAGCUUCUGCGCCUCUAUGGGGACCACAGGAAGUUUCUCCUCCUGGGAAUGAGGCCCUUCAUCCCUGACCAAGACAUUGGGUACUUUGAGACCUUCCUGGAGAGCAUCGGGAUCCGAGAGGGUGGAAUCCUCACCGACAGCUUUGGCCGCAUCAAGCGCAGCAUGAGCAACACGUCAGCCUCGGCCGUGCGCAGCUAUGACAGCUGGUCCCUGCGCUCAGAGUCCGAGUCCUUCAACCGCAUGAUCACGGACAUCACCCAUGACAUUGAGGCACUGGCACGGGACGAGGAGGAGGAGGAGGAGGAAGAAGAGGACAACUACCUCUGA